AUGGAGGCUGGCCUGGAUUCACUGUCGGCCGUGGAUUUCAGAAACCAGGUGGCAAAGCAGUUGCCUGGGCUGAAGCUGCCAAACACGCUGAUGUUCGAUUAUCCCAGCCCCGGAGCCAUUGCCAAGUAUGCUGCUGCUCAGCUAGCACCAGCUUCGGCACCUUCGCUUCCAGUUGCACGUGCCGCUGCGCCUGACUCACGGGGACCCCUUGCAGCUCUAUCCACAGCUUGCCACUUCCCUGCCGAUGGAGAUGAUGCGCAGACUUUCUGGGCAGCCUUGGUGAGCAAGACAGAUGGGGUCACUGAGAUCCCUUAUGAGCGCUGGGAUGUGGAUGAAUACUACGAUCCUUCUCCGAAUACCGUCGGUCGCAUGUACGUUCGUCAUGCGGCAUUCGUGAAGAACGCGGAGUGCUUCGAUGCUGCGCUGUUCAGCAUUUCCGGAGCAGAGGCUGCAAGCAUGGACCCUCAACAGCGCCUCCUUUUGGAGAUCGUCCAGGAAGGGUUCCAUGCAGCGAAGGCCUUGCUGAGUAUCGGGGGCGCGGCUUCGCCGCUCAGCACAAAGGACAUUGGCAGCUUCGUGGGUGAGUGCAACAACGACUGGGGUCACUUCAAGAACCUGGAGACAGACAAGAUGAACCCGUUCAGUGGCACCGGCGGUUCCAUGUCGAUUUCAUCGAACAGGCUCGCCUACGUCUUCGGCUUUAAAGGUCCAAGUGUCACCUCCGAUACGGCUUGCUCUUCCUCUCUCAUUGCCUUGGAUAUCGCAGCAGCGAACAUUGGCCGAAGCCGAUGCCUCGCAGCCGUCUCAGCGGGAGUCAACAUGAAUCUGCUGCCUGGUCCGUUCGUGGCCUGCUGUCAGGCACGCAUGCUUUCAGAAGGUGGCCGCUGCAAGACGUUCGAUGCUUCUGCAGAUGGAUACUCAAGAGGCGAGGGUGCAGGUACGGUCUUGGUGCGACGCCUCUCAGAUCUAGGUGGAGAGGCCAGUGUGCCUGCAGUGAGUGGCACGGCUGCGAAUCAAGACGGGCGGAGCUCAUCACUCACAGCCCCGAACGGCCCGGCCCAGCAGGAAGUGAUUCAGACCGCCUGGCAGGAAGCAGGGCUUGCACCAGGUGCUUCCGAUUUCAUUGAGACCCACGGCACUGGCACCGGUCUCGGGGACCCGAUUGAGAUUGGAUCUCUUUGCAACACCAUGGGCCAGGGUCGCAGCAGUGCGUUGCAGGUCGGAGCCGUGAAGACCAACGUGAGCCACUUGGAGGGCGCUGCAGGAAUCGCUGGUCUCCUGAAGGCCCUUUCGGCCAUGGAGCACAGCCAGGAAGCCGUGGUGGAGCUCUCGCGGGACACCCUCCGAAGCUUCGGGCUCUCAUCCUUCGGAUUUGGUGGGACGAACACUCACGUUACUGGCCUUGCACCAGCCGGGGAGAAGGAUGAGCCGGAGCCAGUGGAGGAAAAGAUUGUGUUCAACCGCCAGCGCUUCGGCUGGUCCCAGACGAAGCAUCCAUUGUCCGUCGCACCCCGCCGAGGCGGUGAACCUGGUGUCAUGGUCUUCUCAGCCCCCAUCAAGGGCAAGGUCCUCCAGCUGCUGUCACAUCACAUCAUCUACGGCGAGAUUGUCGUACCAGGAGCAACCUAUAUCGAGAUGGUGAUUGCAACUUCUGCCUUCCGCCUCGGCAUGGAGGGAAAGCGCUUUGCAUUGGAGAACAUUGGAUUCCAGAAUCCUCUUGUUCUCCGACCAUCAAAUGACGACAAGGUCAAUCCAGAGCUGAAUCCUGGCGUGGACCUCUACCUGCAGAUUCAGGAGAACACUGGCCGGUGGUCCAUGAGCAGUGUGGAGUCCGGCUCGUCAGAUGUCAUCAACACGCACGGCUCCUCGGGAGCGGCGGAGCUGCGACACCUACCACUGGAAGAGAUCCGCUCGCGCUGCCCAGAAGAAGUGGAAGAUUCGCGCAUGUACGUGCCGUUUGCCAACAUUGGAUUGCCAUUGCAGCCACGUUUCCGCACUGUUCGAAGCAUCAAGCGUUCGCAGGACGAGAUCAUCGCCUGGGUUGCAGCACAGGAGGAUGGAACCAACGCUGGUUUCAUCUUUGGCCCUGCAGUCAUCGAUGGCAGCUUCCAGGCCAGCUGUGCCUUCCAAAACCUCGAGGCUCUCCCAAGCCUGCGGAUCCCGCUGUCCAUUGACCGCGUGCAACUCCUUGGCCAGGGCUUCUCACCCAAGGUCUGGGUGCACCAUGUCCUGCUGGACAACAGCGAGAAGCAGAUGGAGACAAACGUGCAACUGGCGAGGGAUGACCUGACGGUUGUCUUGACGAUGGACCGUAUGCGCCUCAGGGAGGUGAGGCCAGAGCACAUCGCAAAGAUGCUUGCCGCAUCGGCUGGUGACGCGGACGAGGACCUACUGGAAGUUGAGUGGGCUCCUCUGGAGGGAAAAUUGGGCAAGGCUGAGGCCCACCUUGCUCGGCCCCUCUUCGUGGGAUCCAGCACGGAGCUGCAACCCAUCCUGGCUCGAGAGUUCCCAGAAGCAAGCUUCGUGGACGGGGAGAAGGCAUUGCUGGAGGAGAAGCUUCAAGGCAGCUUCACUGCGAUUGUCCACGUGGCCGCUUUGGGAGAGGCCAAUGAGAUGGAGGCCCUGGAGUCCGCGCUUUACCUGGCGCAGAUCGCUAUCCAAAGGGCUGCUGCCAAGUCCAGCACUCCUCCCAUUUGGUAUGUUACCCAUGGCACGCAGUCCGGCACCAUCCGCACUUACAUGCACUCGGGCUUGUGGGGACUUGCCAGAACCUUCCGUAUGGAGGAACGCGGUGUUGAGCUUCGAUGCUUGGACUUGGAUGGUUCCCUCUCCACAUCAGACGCUUUGGCGUCGGACUUGAAGCACUGGCUAACAGUUCUGAAAGGGACCGAGGCGGAAUCGGAGGUGGCCGUGACCAGCACCGAGGGCUCAGCAGAAGCCAGCGUCUCCCGUCUGUCCAGAAGCAAGGCAAUGCCACUAAAGUCGACUGAGCUCCUCAUGUCUUCGCGCGGGAGCCUCUCCAACCUGAGGCCUGUGAACCAAGAGAUGCGGCGAGCACCGGAAGCGACAGAAGCGGAGCUGCGCGUCCGUGCAGUGGGCCUGAACUUCCGAGAUGUGCUGAAUGUCAUGGGUCUGUAUCCUGGCAUUCCUGGCACAUUUGACGUGAAGCCGCUUAGGGACCCUGGCCCUCCUGGAGCAGACAGCGCCGGCACCGUGCUCUCAACGGGCAGCGACAUCUCCCACAUUCGUCGCGGCGACGACGUCUUCGGCGAGUGUCCAGGAUGCCUGAAGGUCUACAAUGCUGGGCCAGGAGCCCUCCUAACGCCAAAGCCGCGAAGCUGGUCUUUCGAGGAGGCCUGCUGCAUGCCCGUGAUCUUCGUGACAGUCGAGGAGGCCUUGGGCGACUUGGCCCAGCUAAAACGGGGAGAGCGGGUGCUGAUCCACGCGGCCGCUGGUGGAGUUGGCCUGGUGGCCAUCCAGUAUGCGCAGUUUGUCGGAGCGGAGGUCUAUGCAACGGCCGGCGCGGACGAGAAGCACGAAUUCCUUCGUUCUCUGGGAGUCAAGUUCAUAACCAGCAGCAGGAAUGGCGCCAAGUUUGAGGAAGACAUGAAGACCUUCCUGGCAGAGGCGGGAGAUGAUGGAAUUGAUGUCGUCCUCAACAGCCUGAGCCACGAUGACUACAUUCCGCGAUCUUUGGCUCUGCUUCGCAAGGGAGGACGCUUCAUGGAAAUUGGCAAGCGAGGCAUCUGGAGCCACGAGCAGAUGUUCGAGGCGAGGCCAGAUGUGAUGUACGAAAAGAUCGCCGCGGACACCAUGAUGGACAAGGAGCCAUGGCGAUACAACGGCUACAUGAAGCGCCUUAUCAGUCGUGUGGAUGAAGGUGGUCUCAAGCCCAUCAAUAUGCAUGUGUUCGAUGGCAUGGAGAAUGGAGUGAAGGCCAUGCAAUUCCUGCAGCGUGCACAGAACAUUGGAAAAGUGGUCAUCAGCCAGCAAAGCACACUGGACCUCAAGCCGGAUUCCCACUACGUCCUAAGUGGAGGAAUGGGAGCACUUGGAAUGGUGACGGCCCAGUACCUCAUGGAAGAGGGUGCCAAGUCAAUGACCCUCUUGUCUCGAAGCGGACGUCCAUCUGCCGACAUCACGGAGCUGUGGGCAGCCUUGCAAGACUCCAGCAUGGAGCUUCAAGCAGCCCCUUGCGAUAUCGGUGUUCUGGAUGCUGUGCAGGACCUAGCCAAGAAGCUGAAAGGAGACCAGAAACAAACUGCAGGUCUUAUCCACCUCGCAGCUGUGCUGGAUGAUGCGACCAUGCCCAAAUUGACCCGAGGCCACCUGGAAAGGUCCUAUGGGGCCAAGGUUUGGGGAGCCCGGCAUCUACGAUUUUGCCUACAGGAUGGAUCUACGCCUUGGGACUUUGCUUUGCUUUUCUCCUCGACCUCAGCUCUUUUGGGCUCACCUGGCCAAGGCAACUACUCAGCCGCAAACGCAGCGCUGGAUGGCCAUGCCCGCUACUGGAAGAAGUCCUUGAAUGAGCCUGUGGUUUCCGUCCAGUGGGGUCCCUGGAAGGAGGUGGGUAUGGCAGCCCAGAAAGGCACUGUUGAAAGGCUGCGCGCAUCGGGCGUGGGAAGCCUCACGAACGCAUUUGGUAUGGCUGCCUUGGCUGGUUGUCUUCGAUCCCCGCUCUCUACCACAAUUGUGGCGCAACCAAUGCGCUGGGCCGUCUACUUGAAGCAGUACCCGAAAGUUCCACCAUUCCUGUCUCGUUUCGCCAGCGAGGUGAAGACAGCCAAGCCCAAGAAGGCUGCAGCCCCAGCCUUUGGGGGAGUUCGUGCGGCAGCACCCGCGGCCGUGCCACAAGUGGACAAGGUGUCUCUGAAGCAGAUGCUCCAGAGCAUCGCUUCGGAGGUUGCUGGUGGUGGAGUGGUGGAGCAAGAUGCUCCACUAAUGGCCACACCCAAUGGCAUGCCGGAGGCCAUGGUCCCUGCUGGCCCAAGCCCAACAGAGGUCAAGGAGCUUCUGAAACGCAUCGCAUCCGACACCACGGGUGGCCUUGUUGAGGAAGACAAGCCGUUGAUGGAGUCUGGCAUGGACUCCUUGUCGGCUGUGGAAUUCCGCAAUCGGCUUUCCAGCGAGCUUCCCUCGCUGGACCUGCCCAACACGCUCAUCUUCGAUUACCCGACAAUCGCGAGCGUGGCUGGCUAUGCCACGGAGCAGUUGGGUACGACUGCAGCUCCAAUGGUCAUGGCAGGCAUUGCCGCUCCAAGGGCCCCUGCUGGCAGUAUGGAUGAGCAGCUCUCUGUCGCCGGAAUGGCCGCCUACUUCCCAGGCGCGUCUUCCAGCUGCAGCAUUUUCCACUGCGCCCUUACCAAGGGCGUGGAUGGCGGAGUGGAGGUGCCAUUCACGCGGUGGGAGUUGGAGGAAGUGUGGGAUCCGAACCCAGAUGCCCAAGGAAAGAUGUAUCCCAGGCAUGGGAACUUUGUCGAGGGCGCCGAGUUCUUCGAUUCCGGGUAUUUCGGCAUCUCACCGCCAGAGGCGCGGGCAAUGGACCCUCAGCAGCGACUGCUGCUCGAAACAUCAACAAACGGACUGCUGGAUGCGGGUCUGGCAAAGGCAGAUCUCAUGGGAAGCGAGGUUGCUGUGCACGUUGGACUUGCCAACAAUGACUGGAUUCAGAUGCAGAGCUGGGAUGUGCGGAAGAUCAGCCCAUACACCGCCACGGGAAUGUCCUUUUCUGUGUCAGCUGGUCGAAUCUCCUAUGCCCUGGGUCUGAAGGGUCCAAGCUACAUUGUGGACACUGCCUGCUCCUCUGCACUGGUUGCCCUUGACUGUUCAGCCACAGCGCUGAGAAAGGGCCGUUGCAUGGCUGCCUUGAACACGGCAGCGAACAUCAUGGCCAGCCCCACCACUUACAUCAGCUUCAGCAAGCCGCGCAUGCUCUCCACGAAUGGCCGUUGCUUGACAUUCGAUGCUUCUGCAGAUGGCUAUGCCCGCGGUGAGGGUGCCGGAGCUGUUGUGCUGCGGAAGCCUGGCGAUGCCAUCUCUGCCGCAGCCUCGGUGGAGAAGCCUGGUGCCACUCUGGAGCGCUGCGCGCUUUUGGGUGUGGCAGUGAAUCAGGAUGGUCGUAGCUCAACGCUGACAGCACCAAAUGGCCCUUCGCAGCACACGGUCAUGAUGAUAGCUUUGGCCGAAGCGCGGUUAGCGCCACAAGAGAUUGUCCACAUGGAGUGUCAUGGAACCGGCACGCCGCUUGGCGAUCCCAUCGAGAUUGGCGGUAUCAAGUCUGCGAAUGCAUCGCGGAAUCCGGACACGCCGAUCCUACUGGCAGCAGUGAAAUGCAAUUGCGGCCACUUGGAAGGGCCUGCUGCCUCAACAGGGCUCAUCAAGUCAGUGGCGCUGAUGGAGCACGCGGCUUCUAUGGCCUCUUUGCAUCUUCGUCAAUUGAACCCCAGCGUGGCAGCUUUACACGACCUGCCAGGAAUCUUUGUCACCGAGUCCAUUUCCAUUUCCAAGCUUGCCUCAACCCAGCCUUCUCGCCUGGGCGGUGGCCUCUCCUCCUUCGGCUUUGGAGGAACAAAUGCGCAUGGAGUCGUGUCCGCUGCAACCGAAGCGGGAGAGACCUUCCGUAUUGAGUUGGCACGCAAGGAAGCAACCGCACCGCCCAGGCAGCUGCCAGUGGCUUUCGAGCGACGAAACUUCGCCUGGCGAGAGGUGGGCUUCCGGUUCCUGCGCGCCAAGCCCAGUGAGGGCAUCUUUGAAGUUGCCAUGCGUAUGGAUGUCUACGACGUAGUGAAGCACCAUGUCGUCUUUGGCUCCAUCGUUGUGCCGGGUGUCGUCUUCGUUGAAAUGGCUCUGGAGGCAACGCGGGAGAUGUUUGGGCCAGGCGUUCGCAUCACAGACGUGAACAUGAUGUUCCCCUUUGUGAUUCCCAUUCGAACCACUGGCGCAGAGCCCGCCGCCACCAUGCGCUUCGUCCUGAAGUCCGACACGCGCUUCCAGAUUGAAAGCACCUCGGCCACCGGGACUGUCACCGUGCAUGCAGAGGGCGGAAUCAACAGGGCACCGCCAAGGGGCGAAGAGGCUGAGGUGGACAGUGCUGCCAAAGCAAACCCAGUUGAUCUGGAGGCCCUGAAGGCUCGAGUGGUUGAGGUGGUUCCCACCAAGGAUGUCUAUGCUGCUAUUGACGGCGUCGGCUUGUAUUUGGGUCCCAUGUUCCAGACGGCCAAGCAGCUGUGGAGGAAGGAGCCAGAUGAGGGGAGCGAGAGCAAUGUGAUUGAAGUUCUGGGACGCCUGAAGCUUGAUGAUGGAGUUCCCAACGUCGGCUAUGUCUUGCAUCCUGCCGUCUUCGAUGGUACCAUCCACAGCUUGGGAACUGCGUCUGUUGGCAAGAAUGUGAACGACCUCAAGAUUUUCGGUGGCGUCGGUCGUGUCUCUAUCAUUCAGUCUGAGAACUUCUCCCAGCAGGACGAGUACUGGAUCUGGCUGAGCAUCAAGGAGAAGCUCGAGGCAUCAGAAACCUUCGACCUGAAGGUCAUGUCCAGCAACGGCACUGUGCUGAUGCUCAUGGACAACGUGGUCUUCCGCAAGGUCUUGCCUGAGCAAAUCCAGAUGGCCAUUGCAGCGCAAUCAACGCCCGAGGAUGACCAGAAGAUUUAUGAGAUUGAGUGGCAAGCCGCUCCUGAGAGUGAGGAGGUUGCAGAUGCCUUGAAUGAGCGCUGGCUGAUCCUCUAUCAUAGAAUGCCGAAAGGCUUUGUGGAUGAGUUGAAGUCCCAUCUUGGCGACAACCACUCCUACGCCUGCCUGGAUGCCAGUGCAGAGUGGGGCAAGCUACAUGACUACUCCAGGGUAAUCAACGUUGUCGGAGUCAAGCCCUUGCCUAGCAAUGCUACAGCGGCCUCUGCCGAAAUCCUGGACGUGCUCGAUCGCACGCUCCGCCUGAUGCAGGCUAUGGCCAAAGAGGCCAAGGAGGACGGCCCUGACGGUAUGCCGGAGCUCUGGUUGCCAAUCUGCCUGAGCAAUGCAGUUGUAGACGGAGAUUUGGCAUCCUCCACAGCCACCCUUCCGGCAAGCCAUGCCGGGAUCUGGGGUUUGGCAAAGGCCUUCCGCAACGAACAUCCCGAGCUCGCGGCCACCGUGACCUUGGACCUGGAGGAGGCAGACUGUUCCGGCUUAGGCCUGGCAAACCAAUUGCUGCGGCUGCAAAAGCAGCGGGCUGGCGGCUUUGCCGAGCCAGAGCUGGCAAUUCGUACGGAGGGCGAGAAGAAGAUGCUGGUGCCCAGGCUGGUGGACUCCACACAGCGCCUGCAGAACGAGGUGGGAAAUCCCAGCUUCAGCCCAGAUGGGCUCUACCUGGUCACUGGUGGAACUGGUGCGCUGGGCCUUCUCUUCGUUGACUGGAUGAUCCGAUGUGGUGCCCGGCACUUCGCCCUGCUGUCCAGAAGUGGGCAGCCUCCUGCCGACUCGAAGUCUGCUUUCCGUAAGAUUGAGAAGCAGAUGGCCAAACUCAAGGGCUCGACCUUCUCUACCCGCAGGUGUGACAUCUCUUCUGGAGCCGACCUGCUGAGCGUUGUGGCCAAGAUCUUAGAUGAAGACCACGUCGUCAAGGGCGUUGUGCACGCCGCGGGAACGCUGGCUGAUGGCCUCAUCAAGGAUGGCCAAAACAAGGCCACGCUGAAGACGGUGUGCUCAGCCAAGGUGGAUGGUUCUUUGCAGCUGCACAAUGCCGCGGCCCAGCUAGGACUACCGCUGGAGUUCAUGUGGCUGUUCUCCUCGGUGGCGGCUAUGAUCGGCUCCGUUGCGCAGGGCAACUACUGUGCUGCCAAUGCCUUCAUGGAUACGCUGGGUGCCCGAAGACGGGCCAAGAACCUGCCAGCCAUCUCUCUGCAGUGGGGACCUUGGGCUGACGUGGGCAUGGCAGCAAGAGCCGGAACAUCCGAAGGCAGCAUUGCGCGCCUGGACCCCGAGCGCGGGUUGGAAGCCAUGGCGCUGGUGCUCGGCGCAGCCGGCAACCUGCGACCUGCAGGCACAUUGGGCAUUGCGCGCAUCAAGUGGAAGUCGCUGCUUGGGCAGAUGCCCAAGGUUCCUCCGGUGCUCAGCAAGUUCGGAGGCAGCAGCGGCCCGAAGAAGGCUUCUGCGGCCGCCGCGGGAGCAGUUGUGAGCGCGGACGACAUCAAGGGCGUUGUUGUGGGAGUGCUGCAGGACGUGCUCGAAGGGGCUGGUGACCUGGACCUGUCGACCCCCUUGAUGGAGAUGGGUCUGGACUCCUUGGCCGGCGUUGAGUUCCGCAAUCGGCUUCAAGCAUCCUUCGAAGGACUGCAGCUGUCCUCAACGCUGAUGUUUGAUUACCCGACCGUGCCAGAUUUGGUUGACUACAUUCACUCGCAGGUGGGACCUGCUGAAGAUGAUCUUGCAGCCGUCGGGGGUGCGACUUUGGGUGAUGUCGGUGCUAUGUUGGCCAUUGCCAGCCAUGCUGGACGCUAUCCCGGCUGCUUCACCAACAAUGUGGAGGAGUAUUGGCACAACAUGAGCUGCGGCUUUGACACCACCACAGAACUUCCACCUGAGCGAUGGGAUAUGGAUGCCUACUACGACCCCGAUGUGGAUGCACCAGGCAAGACCUACGUGCGCCUGGGGCACUUCAUCCCAGGCAUCGACCAGUUCGACGGAGAUUUCUUCGGUGUCUCCGAGGCAGAGAUCCGAUCCAUGGACCCUCAUCAGUGGCUUGGAUUCCCGUUGUGUUACGAGGCCUUCCAUGCCGCUGGCUUGAACAAGGAGUCCCUGCAGGGCAUGGACUGUGGCGUCUUUGUCGGCUGCUGUAACUUGGGAGGAAACGAUGUGGAUCCGCUUGGGCUUGGUCCCUUCUCCAACAUCGGCUUCGCAUACUCGGGCCUGUCAGGCCGAGUCUCUCACGUCCUGUCCUUGCGCGGUCCUUGCUUCACGGUGGACACCGCCUGCUCUUCGACCAUUGUCGCUCUGGACUCGAGUUGUCAGGCGGUCAAAAUGGGCAGGUGCCAAAGUGCUGUGGCAACCGGCGCCAACGUUCAGUUGUCCGGCUGCAUUUGGGUCGGAUUCUCCAAAAUGCGGGGCUUGGCUUUUGACGGCCGAUGCAAGACCUUCGACUCACGGGCCGACGGCUUUGCGCGAGGUGAGGGAAUUGGCUCUGCGUUCAUCCGGCAGGGCGCAGCUGAAGGAUCUGAGGUUGUCAACCUGGUCGGCCUCACUGGGGUUGCUAUCAACCAUGAUGGUCGCGCGGCCACCAUCACUGCACCCAACGGAACUGCUCAGCAGCGAGUUCUGCGUGCAGCGUUGGCAGACCGCGGUACGCAGGGUGAGGAUGUCACCUGUAUCGAGUGCCAUGGAACAGGCACUGCAUUGGGUGACCCCAUCGAGGUGGGUGCGCAGAAGGCCGUUUACGGAAAGGGUCGAAGUGAAUCCCAACCGCUGAUCCUGGCUGCCACGAAGUCCAACAUCGGGCACUUGGAAGGCUCGGCCGGUGUGGCCGGCAUUUCCAAGGUGAUCCUGGCCAUCACCAAGGCGCACAUCACUCCGAACUUGCAUCUGGAAACCUUGAAUCCCAACAUCGACCUGACCGGAGAGUGGAUGCAGAAGGUGACAUACUUUGAGCAGUGGGUCAAAUCUGACUGGACUAUGGCUUCCCCAAUGGAUGGGCAGGCCUUCGUGCUGGCAGAUGCCUCCUUGGCAGAUCCCCUCAUUGCCUCGUUGCCUAACAAGGGCGUAGCAGUGAGCCAGGUUGGCACAGCCACCGCAAUCGGUGAGAAGAUGAAGAGCUCCGGUGCGGCUGCGGCUGUAUUUGCUCGGUGUUUGGAGCCUGGAAAGGCGGAUCCUCUGCCAGGCUCGCACUUGGAGGAGCUUCUGGCAUUCUUGCAGGGUGCUAUUCUGGCUGAGCUGCCAAAGCUACUGGUGGUGGUGACCCGGGGUGCCUAUGAUGCCAAGCGCAAGAGCUUCGAUGCCGGUGCCGCCAUCUGGGGCUUGAUCCGGUCGGCGAGAAUGGAGAUGCCUCGGGUCACGAUCAAAACAGUCGAUGUCGCGGUUGAGGCCGGCACUGAGGAAAUUGCCAAGGCAGUUGCAGCCGAGCUGCAGGGGCCAGAGGGGGAUCUUGAGGUGGCUUACACUGCGGAGGGCCGCUGCGUCCCACGGCUGUUGGAAGCUCCUCAGAAUGAGGCUGCAGCCAUGCAGAAGCAUGAUGCCAUGAGGGACGCAGACUCUGCAGCUGUGAAGAAGGGCUUCUCGCUCGUGACCGGUGGUCUUGGCUUAGUGGCGGCUGAGGAGCUUGCAGCACUUGGUGCGCCAGGCCUUGUGCUCACUUCGCGCAGCGGCCGCGUUGCCGAGGGUCAGAAGCGCCUGGAAGAGCAGCUCCGAAAGUUGCAGGCGUUGCCAGGCCUGAAAGUCCACUUGAAGAUUUGCAACGCGGGCAACCCGGGAGAUGUUGCCAAGCUGGUGAAGGAGGCUAAGGAAGCUGGCGAACCUGUCGAAGGCAUUUUACAUGCCGCGGGAGUGAUGGAUCGCUGCCCCUUGCCGGAGCUGGACAAAGCACAUUUGGACAAGGUGCUGGCUCCAAAAGCCAAUGGUGCAUGGCAUUUGCACAGCGAGUGCCCAGACAGCAGCCUCUUCGUUCUCUUCAGCUCGGUCUCGGCCAUUGUAGGCCUCGCUGGCUCAGCGUCCUACUCCUCUGCCAAUGCGUACCUCGAUGCCCUGGCCAGCUGGCGCCGCGAAGCUGGCCGCUCCGGCGUCAGCCUACAGUGGGGCCCCGUGUCGGAGGUGGGUAUCACUGCAGCUGCUGGCAGCGACAAUUUGGAGGCCAUGGCCCUCAAGACGCUGUCGCCUGCACAAGUGGGCAGUGCCCUUCGCCUUUGCCUGGCUGCCCCAACGCCGCGUGCGGAAGUAAUGUUGGCGAGAGUAGACUGGCCUGCCUUCAUGCGGGAGAUUGGCAUGGAGAUCCCGCAGCUGAUGGACCUGAAGUCUAAGGAGGCCACAGGUGGCGCAGCAAAGGCAAACCAAGUUCCUUAA
Molecule: messenger RNA, 12021 nt
Organism: Symbiodinium pilosum
Lineage: Eukaryota; Dinophyceae; Suessiales; Symbiodiniaceae
Source: the annotation of a GenBank genome assembly